Molecule: messenger RNA, 3036 nt
Organism: Ictalurus furcatus (blue catfish)
Lineage: Eukaryota; Metazoa; Chordata; Actinopteri; Siluriformes; Ictaluridae
Gene: vps33b
Product: VPS33B late endosome and lysosome associated
Exons: 24
Coding region: 673-2526 (617 amino acids)
Biological process (GO): vesicle-mediated transport; intracellular protein transport
Cellular component (GO): lysosome; CORVET complex
Source: RefSeq, a predicted model, not a curated record
UAUGGGGUGGUUGAUGUACGGGGUUGCAGCAGGAUCUUUGCGGCGUUGAUUUCGGUGUUUCUCUGCAGCGAAGUUGAUGGUCUCCAGCAGGAGCGGUAGCUCUGAGCUCAUGUCUGCACUGUGCAAAGGGCACACAUGACGUUAGAAAUGCACUUUAACACCAUCCGAAACUAAUUCAGGCUUUUGCAUGACCACCUACCUGUUUAUUUAAAUUCCACAGCAGGUACAGAUGAACUAUUUGACCUGAACGUUGUUGUUUCUUGCUAUAGAAACAACCUAAUCAUUGUGCUUACCCCUUUUUUUUUUAUAACAAGUCCCGCCUCCUACGUUAUGAUUGGUUAGCUGAUACUUACAAAAAUUGCGUCGAUUGGUCAGUUGAGAAUUUUUUCAUAUGACGUCAAGCUAGCGACUGUGCAAACAUUUCUUAACCUUUUUAUUAUUAUUAUUAUUUUAAACGUGUUAGUUGUUGUUAUUGUUUUAGGGAGAUUCCACGUUAUAUUUCCUAACUUGACAGUUUGGCGACUUUUCUGUGAAUAUGAAUAUGGAAGAACUGCUAAUGCCGUUGUGUGUAUCCAUGUAAUUUGUCCGUGGAGAAACACGUCGUGGAAUCUAUAUUCCAAAUACUUCCGCAAUCAAGGAAGCGAGAUCAACUGAAACACAGCAGGGUCUUACAUGGCUCACACUGGCAGGAAAGAUGCUCCUGAACUUCCAGACUUUGCUUUGCUUAAAAGACUGGCCAAAGAUCAGCUGAUCUAUCUCCUGGAACAGCUCCCAGGGAGGAAGGACUUGUUUAUUGAUGCAGAUUUGAUGAGCCCACUCGACCGAAUAGCCAAUGUUACCACACUCAAGCAACAUGAAGUGGACAAACUCUAUAAAGUUGAGCUCAAACCAAUCUUCAGUGUUUCAGAUCAACUCUGCUUCCUGAUACGUCCUCGAAUCCAGACGGUGAAGUGGAUUGCAGAUAUUGUAAACUCUGACAAGGCAUCUGGCAGAUUCAGAAGAUAUAAAAUUAUAUUUACGCCUCAGAAGUUCUAUGCAUGUGACACAGUUUUGGAGGAACAGGGCGUCUACGGUGAUGUGACGUCUGAUGAAUGGUCUUUCUACCUCCUUCCACUCGACGAUGACAUCAUCAGUCUGGAACUGCCUGAAUUCUUCAGAGAUUAUUUUCUGGAGGGAGAUCAGCGCUGGGUGACGACUGCAGGAAGUGCAUUACAUCUUUUACACUCCCUAUAUGGCCCGUUCUCAAAGGUGUAUGGGAUUGGACGAUGUGCCAAGAUGGUGUAUGAGUCAUGGAGGGAGCAGGUGGAGGACGGGGAGCAGAAAGCACAGCAACCUGAGAUUGGCAACGUUUUCCUCAUCGAUAGAGAUGUGGAUUUUGUUACUCCUCUGUGCUCUCAGGUGGUCUAUGAGGGACUGGUGGAUGACAUUUUUAGGAUUAAAUGUGGCAGUGUGGAGUUUGGGCCUGAGGUCACCUCCUCUGACAAGAGUAUAAAAGUGAUGCUCAACUCUCAAGAUAAGGUGUUCAAUGAAAUCAGAAACGAGCACUUCUCCAACGUAUUCGGCUUUUUGAGUCAAAAAGCUAGAAGCCUUCAAACGGCGUAUGACAAACGGCGUGGAAUGGACAUUAAGCAGAUGAAGACAUUUGUUUCAGAGGAGCUGAAAGGUCUGAAACAGGAGCACCGUCUUCUCAGUCUGCAUAUUGGUGCAAGUGAAUCCAUAAUGAAGAAGAAAACAAAGCAGGACUUCCAGGAAUUGCUAAAGACUGAACAUUCUUUACUUGAAGAUUUUGAGGUUCGGGAAUGUAUUGGCUUCAUUGAAGAACACAUUAAUAGACAGGUGUCUAUGAUCGAAAGUUUGAGACUCCUUUGUCUGUUGUCUCUUACUGAAAAUGGACUCCUGCCAAAAGACUAUCGGUCUCUAAAAGCUCAGUACCUCCAGAGUUAUGGCAUAGAGCACCUACUGACCUUUGCGAACCUGAGGCAGAUGGGACUGCUGGUGGAGCAACAGCCCGGAGAAGCACUAACAGUAGUGGAAAGCAAAGUGGGCAAACUGGUCAACGACAAGACAGUUGGAAAGCUGACUGAUGCGUUCUCCUCACUGGCCAAGAAGAGCAAUUUCCGAGCGUUGAGUAAAAAGCUGAUGCUUAUACCUAAGACAGGGGAGGAGUACGACCUCAGAGUCCCACGGGACAUGGCUUACAUCUUCAGUGGCGCGUACGUCCCUUUGAGCUGCAAACUGAUUGAACAGGUAUUAGAAAGAGAUGGCUGGACAGGGCUCGAGGAAGUCACCCGCCUGUUAAAUGGACAUGAGUUUGCAGUCACAGGAGGUACCAGUGGGACUGAAGCACGAAUCAAAACAGACCCUCAAAGGAUUAUUCUCGUGAUGUUCCUGGGAGGAUGUACAUACUCUGAAAUGUCUGCCUUGCGCUUUAUAGGUAGAGAGAAAGGCUAUAGGUUUAUCGUGGUGACAACAGCGAUCACAAACAGCUCCAGACUGCUGGAGGCUAUGUUGGAAUAUCAGGCUUGAAUUCUCCGAGAUUACUGUCCACACAGUGACCUGUCUGAAGGACAGAGCCUAGCUGAGCCGAGCAUUCCAGAUGACAUUUUACCCUCGAUUACAAAUGGACAUGAUCAUCAAUGAAGACAAAAGCACUACAUGACGUCAUUUCAGUGAAUGUGUGUUCAUGUUUCGUUUUGUAACACGGUAUGAUUGUGAAGUUGCAGGAACCCAAUGGCACUUGGGAGUUUUUCAUGCUGUGUCCAGUUGAUGCCACGAGUUCCACUGUGGGAAAUAAAUAUGUAUUUGUUUUUAUGUGUUUGCAUCAUGUAUCUGAAAUGUUCAUUCAUUAAUUCAGGUUCAUUCACCUCUUUUUCCUGGUCAGGGGCACUUCCAGGUGGAGCUUAUCCUGUGAACACUUGGGUGUGAGGCAAGAACACACCCUGGAUGUACCAUUCUCACACACACACACACAUAUGUACCCAAUUCCAAAAAAGUUGGGACGCUGUGUAAAAUGUAAAUAAAUGUAAAUAUAAACAG